UUUCUUGUUACUUGUUACUUCUCUAGACUCUAGAUGCUUAGAGAACAACGCAAUUUUAAAGUCUCAUACUCUCAUAUACUUUUUUGUUAAUACUUACGCGAGUAAUAAAAAUCAUUAGUUAAAUUAUUCUUAAUUAAAUAUUUAAUUUCAGUUAAUUUUGUCUGACUUGUAUCAGUUGUUUGUAGUUUGUUUUUUUUAACAAAGCAUUAUCUUAAAAACCAAUGGCAUUUAAAUAAAAGAAUUUUACAGGUUAUGUUAAAAAGCUAUGUAAGAUUUGAGGCCUGUUUGAAGCUUUCAGUAGGCAAUCAAUUUUUGACAACUGGUAUAAAUAAUAAUUAUUGUAUCAGUAAAAUAAAAAAAAAUAACUAAAAGUUUCGAUGGUUAAAUUUCUACGCAUGUGAAAACUGCAAUCAAGCCGGACAGCGUUUGGAGAAAAUGUAUUUCUUAGAAGAGUUAGAACAGGCGACGACGGCGGAUAAGAACUUUAUACACGACAAGGUGUUUUGUAAAAUGUUCGUUCUAAAGCCUGGUUGGCCAUUGCCGGACGCUAACUCCAUGUAUACCGAGCCUGAGUGGCAGUUGGACGAGUUCCAGGAACUGAAAACUACGUUGAACCGUACUAAACAGAAAUUGAACGAUUUUGAUCUGGACGCGUGGCACGUGCAUACGGGUAAAAUGAAUCCGGCUGGCCAGGUGGUCAACCAUGUCAGGAAGCACGUGCGCCCGGACUUCCUAACGCAAGCAUGGUGCAAGUUCUACGAGAUUGCGUGCAGUUCGGAUCUGGUGUCUCUGGACGAGAUCCACGAGGAAGGCGACAUGUCGUUCACCAGCGUGCAUUUGUGCGAAGCGCCCGGUGCGUUCAUCGCGGCGCUCAAUCAUUACCUGGCCAUCAACCACGAAGAGCUACGGCUCAAUUGGUUGGCGAUGACAUUAAAUCCUUAUCACGAGUCUAACGGGCACCCUCACAUCGUGACCGAUGACCGGCUGAUGUUGCACACUCUCUCGAACUGGGAAUUUGGUCCUGACUACACAGGUGACAUAUUCCAACCAGGGUACGCCGAACACCUGUAUGGGACAGUGCUGGAUCGGUUCGGCGGUAAGGGUGCCUGGCUGGUGACAGCCGACGGGAGCAUCGAUUGUUCGGACGACCCAGGUGAACAAGAGACAGUUGUGUCCCGGCUGCACGACUACGAAACGAUGGUGGCGCUCAGCGUACUCCGGGACAACGGGUCGCUGGUACUGAAGGCGUUCACCAUGUUCGAAUGCAACACCAUAUGCCGAAUGUACCUGCUGUGCUGCCUGUUCCGGUCAGUGGUGCUCAGGAAACCAGCGACCAGUAAGCCUGGCAACUCAGAAGUCUACGUGGUGUGUAAGGGCUACAGGGGCCGGUCGGUGGCCAUGCCGUACGUGCAAGCGUAUUACACGGACGACCGCCGUCGGCAACCGAGCCCCGGUGGAGGCACCUGCAUGUUCCCGUUGUCGCUGGUUCCAGUUGAGUUCAGGCAGCGGCUGUACGAGUGCGCCAAGCACUUUGCGGACAUGCAGAUGCGCACUAUUGAUGACAACGUGGUCGCUCUGCCGGUCCGGGAGGCACUGUACCGACAGAUGAAACCAGUGCAGGCAUCCAUAUGCUUGGAGUUUAUAAUCAGGCUCUGUCUGCGGCCGAUCCGGUACAAACGGGAGCUGACGUCCGUGUCGCUAAACAACUUCGGCUACAAGAACAACCGGAGAGAGCCGGUGAGAAUCGGUCUCAAACCGCGUGGCCUGUCGUAUGCUGAGAAAACGCGAAUCCGGGACAUGGACUCGCGACAGAAAGCGGCCACGCUGUACCUGGAAGUGAUUCGGUGCCAAGAGUGGAUGACGUCACAACAGCAAAUGGACGACGUGGUUUGGCACAGGCGCGUGCAUCUCGUAUACCGGCUACCGGACGUGGCAUUCCGCUUUGGCAAACCGGUGACCAUGGUCAACGGUUCUAAGUUUUGUUGCGAGGCGAUGAUUUUCUACAGGAAGCGUGUGCUGUCCAAGUUUCCGCGGGUUCGUAGCGACCAAAGUCCCAUGAAUGCCGAGUGCCGGAUGUGGCACUACCGCGAAUUGAUCGACCGGCCACUCGCGGCUGUUUGCGAUCUGACAGAUAUUUGCGAAGAACACGCUUCCGACAACACCGCACUACAGCACCGGUGCUUGGUGGCCAUUGUGGACGCAUUGCAGGCCCUGUCGGACGGCGACGACCUGAUCAUCGUCGGUUAUCCGCUGUACACUCAGCUGUCCGUCGCCAACGUUUACGCUGUGGCCAAGAUGUUCGACACUUACGGCCUGGUCAAACCCGACUCCAUAUAUGGCCACGCGAUCAUAUUCCUCAAGUUUAGCAGCGCUCAUCACAGCGACUGGCUGGCUGUGUUGACAAAAGCUGUUGGGUGCCUGGUGCCUGGCAAUCACGGUGGCAUGGCGCUUGUUUCGUGGAUGCCUAUGAAGGUGUUACUCGAGCAAAAGGUUUAUGCGGACAUUGUGGCCGUCAAUAACCUGUGCAUCUUACACGAAAUCGCACCCAUUUUGCUAUCGGCUUCGAGCGCUGCUUCUUGUCCUUAAAUAAUUGUUUCCGAUUAGGAAAUGCUCGCGAACCUCAUUGCUAAACAAACGGCGAGGACAGACUUGUUGUAUAUAAUACCAUACACAGCAACGUGUGAAUGUAAGACGAUGAAUUUUUAUUGAUUUUUACAAAUAAAUUAUUUUAAUUUUAGUUGCAAUUUUUAAAUCGUAUCGUAAAAUAUCGCUUAAAGUGUAAAAAUACCUAAGGUUUCUUUGCAGUAUACAGACCAGUCCGAUCCGGUAGCUAUUACGGUAGACGCUGCAGGGAAAACGUAUCUUAAGCAAUUAUAAUUUACGCAAAAUAAUAGUUAAUUACGCGAGGAAUUUUAUUAUACAAUAUCCAAGAUUUUUAAUAAACUGCUCAUCGUUUUUUUUUUGCUUCAAAAAUUACAUUUUAAAGCAGUAUUUUUCGACUUCAACGUGUCAAUUUUGUACAGAAUUUAUAUUUUUAGGUCAGAUUAUUUUGUUGGAACCGUGGCCACAUUAGCUUGUUCGUUUGAUUACAAUUUACAAUUUAUCCAACUGUUUUUAGUGUUUUAUAAUUAUUGAAGACCAUGGUUUUAAUGUACUCUGAUUUUCUUCACCUUUUGAGAAUUCACUUCAAUAACGAAAGAUCAGGUUUGGCUAAGUCAAAUAAUUUUACUUAUCUUUAUUCUUUUUAAUGAGUGAAAAAUGUGAGAUUUGUUUUCUACAUUUGGUAUGGCUGUACAAGUUCGUAACAAUUGUUAUUAAUAAUUAUUAUAAUAUAGGUAGUGGCCAUUGGGUAGGUAUAUAAUAUACAUUAUUGGUAUAAUACCAAUGAUUUUCAACAAUUUAUCAGUUUACUAAAAAUUUAAUUACUUUUAUAAGUGAUAAUAUUUAAGACACGAAAUAUCUCAACAUUUUUUGCUGUAAUUGAUUGUUACACGGUUUAUUUUUCAAUAUUAACUUUUUAUUUACAUCACUAUUAUAUUUUAUGUAAUUUUAUUAUCGUCUUUAAAAAUAAUUGUAUUUCUAUCAAUAACUUUAUUUUACAAGUUGUCCUAUACUGUGUGAUAAUAAAAUGUGUACCUUAGCUAAAGUUUAUUUUACUUGUUAAAUAUUGUUUAUUUUUGUCAAAUUAUACUUUUAUACAUAACUAAAAUUAAGAUGUAUGUGCCAUUAAAAUAUAUAAUUCUUAUUCUAAAAUAAAUUUUAAAAUAAUAAAUACAUUUGUUUAUCCAAAUAUGUAUGAUUAUUUUUUCUAUUAAAACUUUUACUUUGAUAUACUUUUAGUUAUUUAUAAUUAUAAAUCAUAAAUUCAAGUGGUAAUUUUUUUGAUUUUUAAUAAGUUAAAAUUAUGAAUUAUCGAUAUUGGUUUGGUAUCUAAUAAUUGUAUGUAAUUAUGAAUUUAAUCUUAACAUCAGUGCCGCAACUAUGGUCUUUAGUGUCGGGGUGCAAUACCAAAUAAUAAGGCCCCUUACUUUCCGAAAUUUUACAUAAUAUUUUCUUGAAAACUGUUUUUAUAUUAUGUAAACGUGAAAAAAUACAAAUUUACACUAGAUAAAAAUAAUUGAUACGUUUAUCCAGGGGUGGGGCCACAGGGACCACGCGGGGGGCUUCGUUAGCCAUAUUUACUAUUUUUUGUUUUAAAGAUCUAUAUUUAUUUGUAUACAUUAACGCAUACUACAAUAUGUCUUAUACAAUUUUAGACAGUGUGCCCCCCCUAAAAAAAUUCUGGAUACGUUUAAAAAUAUAAAAAUAAUUACAUAUAUAUGUUAUAAAAAUUACUUAAAAAAAUUUUUUUCUGCUUUUUUGAUUCUCUAAGUCUAAAAUUAAUUUUUCUAGCUACGUUAAGUUCUUCAAUGCGAGCUCUUUCUAUAUUUAAGAUACUUAUGUUUGUUAGUUGAUUUUGAAAUAUCGAGUUUCUUAAAUAGUUUUUAAUCAGUUUAAGUUUAGAAAGUUAUUGUUCGGCCGCAGUGGCAGUCAAACGGGGGUGAUAAGGGGGAUAGAUCCCCCAUGACUUUCUUUCUUUAAUGUUUAUAUAACAAUUAAAUGUAUGUAUAAUGUACUAUAAUGUUAAUGUAUUAAAUUUUGUUUUAUUUUUUAUGCCACAACCCCCCUCCAUGAUAAAAUCAUUUGACCGCCACUGUUCGGCCGAUGCAACAGUCACUGGUAAACUUAAAAAUAUAAUACAAGAUGUAACAACUUCACUAUAUAAAGAUGAUAAGUUAUUUUCUAUUAAAUAUAAACAUGAUUCUUUAAUUGUUUUUAUCUCAGUUAAGUUAACAUCUUAUAUUUUAUUUUAUUUUAAUUACUUAUAUUUUAAGCAGUGUUUAUUACGCUUAUAAUUAUUAAGAACAUUACUAUCACAGAAUAUUAUUAAUAUUAUUUUGUGUUACUAUUAUGAAAAUCCUAUUAGAAUUUGUUUUUUUAUUUUUAUGUUUUUUUUUUUAAAUACCUACUUGAUUAGGUAAACAAAUCUAUUUCUUACGAUAUGUUUAAAUUUGGUUAUAAAGUAUAGAUUGUUUAGACUGUUUAGAGAGUUUAUUUUAUAUUUUAAUUUAAGAAAACCCGGCCCGCUAUUAUCGGCUGCAGUUUUGAUUAAGUGCUUCUGUUAUUUUAUUAAUAUUUAAUACCUUGGGCCUGCCCACACGUUUUUCAGUGAAAGCAGUGAAACCUAGUAUUUCUAUGUUGGGAAAUAAAAUAAAAUAAAAUUAUUGAGAUUCGUUUAUUCCAAACAAAUAAAUCGCAUUCAAAACAUUAUUGUUUAUUAUACUUUAUUGAUCGAAUGUAAACAUUGAAAAAAUACCAUAGCUGUUUGAAACAUUGUCACGAAACAAAUUUUGUUGGAGACCGAUUCCAAGAAAACAUCCAAAAAUAAUGGUGUCUGGGAUAAAGUAGAAAUACUGUUUUGAGCACGUAUUUCCAUUUAUUUAUUUGUAUGAAAACGAAAACUUAUACUGCGUAUUUAGACUUAAUUUUUUUAUUACCUUAAUUGUUGUUGAUAUUAGAAAGUAGGUAAAGUAAAAAGUAGGUUUUUCUUUUUGGUAGUAUAUUUAAUAACAUUUUAGACUGUGGUGCCCCCUCUAAAAAAAUUCUGGAUACGACACUGUCUAUAGCAUAUAUGCGUUUAGCAUAUAUCAAUUUUUCGUUAUUAGUCUAACGUUCAAUAUAAGGGUGGAACUAAUGAGUUGACCCAAAACUUAAUUUCAGUUAAUAAGAGUUUUAUAAAAAUAAGUAUUAUAUUUACUAAUAAUAUAUUAUGAAUAUAAUUUAACUUUAUUUGUAUAGUCGGACGUCUGUUGUUAACAAUAUACCUAGGUAUUUUAAUUUUUAAGCGAGUUAUGAGCAUUUUUAAAUUAAAAUAUUUUAUAUAUUUAUCACUUAAUUAAAAGAAGUAUCGUAAAAAACCGCAGGUCAAUUUAUUCUUAUAUUAAAACCACGGAAACUAAAGUUUAGACAGCCAUACUCAACCUUUUUUUAUUUUGGCCACAUAAAAUAUUGCGCAGGCCACAAGUCGAAAUGAACGGAAAGGAAAAAUAGUUAAGAUACUCGUACAUUCAUACAUCGUGUACCUAUAAAAUCAGAUAAUUUAUUAUAAGAUAAUUAAUUAUUUAUUUUAAAUUAGUGUGAAUUUUGAUAUUGAGAUAUUUUUUUCAACAUUUUGGAUAUAUUAGGUUUGUAGUUCUACGUGCUACUCUCAAAGCCUCAACAAGUUGUCAUUGUCUUGUAUUUUACGUAUGACACACACUUUGACUGUUCUAUUACAUUUCAUAUUUAUUAUAAUAUUAGUUUUGAAAUUUAUAAUUUUAUAUUAAUUUAAUAAGUUCUGUUUGGGCCACAUAAAAACAAUCGGUGUGCUGCAUGUGAGUAUCGCUGGUCUAGAAUAAGGGAACCAGACAAAUACGGCCGAUCACUUUAGAAAAAAACAUCAUCAAGAGCCACAAUUAAAUGGCCACGGGUUGUGCUGCGGUUUGCAACAGAUCUAUUUUCUUAGUGGAAUAACGAAUAAGGCGGCAAGUACAUCGAUUUCACCGUUACCGACACCUGCAGGAUGCAGAUGGAUGCAAGAAUACAAAAAGUAAAAAAGUAUAUUACGUUGUCCGCUGUUGAAGAUGCCAUUUUUUUAGUUGUAGACUUAGAAGGUUAAAUCACUAUUUAGUAAAAUUGAGAAUAUCAUUAAUUAGUUUUAGUAGUUUUUAAUAGUCUAUUAACGAACUUGAGAUUCUAGUAUAGCACCGAACACUGAUUAUUACUUAUUGCGUUGACGUUGAGUUAUAUGCCAUUAUUGCCAUUAUGUCAUUAAUAUGAAUUCUGAUUUUACUUAGUUUACUUUUUAAUGUUAACAAAACAUCUAUGUAAACAUUUUUUUUUAUUUUUAUAAUUAAAAUUUUCAAAUAAAUGUAAAUAAAAUAACCGUUGUUAAAAAAAUUAA
Molecule: messenger RNA, 6982 nt
Organism: Rhopalosiphum padi (bird cherry-oat aphid)
Lineage: Eukaryota; Metazoa; Arthropoda; Insecta; Hemiptera; Aphididae
Product: cap-specific mRNA (nucleoside-2'-O-)-methyltransferase 2-like
Exons: 4
Coding region: 436-2586 (716 amino acids)
Biological process (GO): 7-methylguanosine mRNA capping
Cellular component (GO): nucleus; cytoplasm
Molecular function (GO): methyltransferase cap1 activity
Source: RefSeq, a predicted model, not a curated record